This is a messenger RNA of Arabidopsis thaliana (thale cress), 2174 nucleotides long. Its product is annotated as late embryogenesis abundant domain-containing protein / LEA domain-containing protein. The record is from RefSeq and is marked reviewed. The coding region runs from base 92 to 1999 and encodes 635 amino acids. Lineage: Eukaryota; Viridiplantae; Streptophyta; Magnoliopsida; Brassicales; Brassicaceae. The transcript has 2 exons.
CAACAAAGAUAAAGAAAACAGAAAAAAGCAUUAUCAAACUAUCAUCUUGAAAGUAAAACUGUGUUUUUGGAAGUGAUCGUUAGCAUUAACAAUGGCGUCAGAGCAAGCAAGGAGAGAAAACAAGGUGACGGAGAGAGAAGUUCAGGUGGAGAAAGACAGAGUCCCAAAGAUGACGAGUCAUUUCGAGUCCAUGGCCGAAAAAGGCAAAGAUUCCGACACACACAGGCAUCAAACAGAAGGUGGUGGGACACAGUUCGUGUCUCUCUCAGACAAGGGGAGUAACAUGCCGGUUUCUGAUGAAGGAGAGGGAGAGACGAAGAUGAAGAGGACUCAGAUGCCUCACUCCGUUGGAAAAUUCGUUACUAGCAGCGAUUCAGGAACAGGGAAGAAGAAGGAUGAGAAAGAGGAGCAUGAGAAGGCGUCGCUAGAGGAUAUUCAUGGGUAUAGAGCCAAUGCUCAGCAGAAGUCAAUGGAUAGUAUAAAAGCAGCAGAGGAAAGGUAUAACAAGGCUAAGGAGAGUUUGAGCCAUAGUGGACAAGAAGCUCGUGGAGGAAGAGGUGAAGAAAUGGUGGGAAAAGGGCGGGACAGUGGUGUCCGUGUUUCUCACGUUGGGGCUGUUGGUGGCGGUGGUGGAGGUGAGGAAAAAGAGAGUGGUGUACAUGGCUUUCAUGGGGAGAAAGCACGACAUGCUGAGCUUUUGGCUGCCGGAGGUGAGGAGAUGAGAGAACGUGAAGGUAAAGAAUCAGCAGGUGGUGUUGGUGGUCGUAGCGUAAAAGAUACGGUAGCCGAGAAAGGACAGCAAGCUAAGGAAAGUGUAGGAGAAGGUGCUCAGAAAGCGGGCAGUGCUACGAGUGAGAAAGCUCAGAGAGCUUCCGAGUAUGCAACAGAGAAAGGAAAAGAAGCUGGAAAUAUGACAGCUGAACAGGCGGCGAGAGCAAAAGACUAUGCUCUGCAGAAAGCUGUUGAAGCUAAAGAGACUGCGGCGGAGAAAGCUCAGAGAGCUUCCGAGUAUAUGAAGGAAACAGGAAGCACAGCGGCUGAACAGGCUGCGAGAGCUAAAGAUUACACUCUUCAGAAAGCUGUGGAAGCUAAAGAUGUUGCAGCUGAGAAAGCUCAGAGAGCUUCAGAAUACAUGACAGAGACAGGAAAACAAGCCGGAAAUGUUGCAGCUCAGAAAGGGCAAGAGGCAGCUUCAAUGACAGCAAAAGCUAAAGAUUAUACUGUUCAGAAAGCCGGUGAAGCAGCUGGGUACAUAAAAGAAACGACAGUGGAAGGAGGAAAAGGAGCUGCACAUUAUGCAGGAGUGGCAGCUGAGAAAGCCGCUGCGGUUGGGUGGACAGCGGCACAUUUCACCACGGAGAAAGUGGUGCAAGGGACGAAAGCGGUUGCAGGUACAGUGGAAGGUGCUGUGGGGUACGCAGGGCAUAAGGCGGUGGAAGUAGGAUCUAAGGCAGUGGACUUGACUAAGGAGAAAGCUGCAGUGGCUGCUGAUACGGUGGUUGGGUAUACGGCGAGGAAGAAAGAGGAAGCUCAACACAGAGACCAAGAGAUGCAUCAGGGAGGUGAGGAAGAAAAGCAACCAGGGUUUGUCUCAGGAGCAAGGAGAGACUUUGGAGAAGAGUACGGGGAAGAAAGAGGGAGUGAGAAAGAUGUCUACGGCUAUGGAGCAAAAGGAAUACCCGGAGAAGGGAGGGGAGAUGUUGGGGAGGCAGAGUACGGAAGAGGGAGUGAGAAAGAUGUCUUCGGAUAUGGACCAAAAGGCACGGUCGAAGAAGCAAGGAGAGACGUUGGAGAAGAAUACGGAGGAGGAAGAGGCAGUGAGAGAUAUGUUGAAGAAGAAGGGGUUGGAGCGGGAGGGGUGCUUGGGGCAAUCGGCGAGACUAUAGCUGAGAUUGCACAGACGACAAAGAACAUAGUGAUUGGUGAUGCGCCUGUGAGGACACAUGAGCAUGGAACUACUGAUCCUGACUAUAUGAGACGGGAACAUGGACAACGUUGAAAAGUAAUGUAUAAUGGAGAAAUGUUUUGGUGUGUUUUUGCUUUACUUAAAAAGGUCUUUUGUUUUUUUGUAUGUAAAUAACAAGAAGCUCUGUUUGACAGAGUUUUGUGGUAAAUAACAAAAAAAGUUCUGUUUCUGUUAAGAAGUUUGAAGAAUAUAUUAGUGGUUUCCUUUG